Messenger RNA from Phlebotomus argentipes, 1729 nucleotides. RefSeq names its product N6-adenosine-methyltransferase MT-A70-like protein (gene Mettl3). Lineage: Eukaryota; Metazoa; Arthropoda; Insecta; Diptera; Psychodidae. The transcript is spliced from 3 exons. The record is from RefSeq and is a predicted model, not a curated record. Gene Ontology annotation, cellular component: RNA N6-methyladenosine methyltransferase complex; nucleus. Bases 59 to 1729 code for a protein of 556 amino acids. Gene Ontology annotation, molecular function: mRNA m(6)A methyltransferase activity; mRNA (2'-O-methyladenosine-N6-)-methyltransferase activity.
UCUGAAUUGAGGUUAGUUUUCUGGGCAUCUGCCGGAUUGUGGAGUUCUGUGUGUGAAAAUGUCUGACGGUUGGGAUGAGAUCCAAGCGCUGAAGAGUAAGAGAAACAGUUUAAGAGAGCGUCUGGAGAAGCGGAAGAAGGAGCGCCAAGAUAUUCUGGGUGUAGGAGUCGGUUCCUCCUCAGUUGGGAGUCCUGGAGCGCAAUCCGGAAGCGGCGAGGAGAAGAAGACUCUCGUUCCGGUGAUUAAAAUAGAUGUGGAUGCCGAACCGGAAAUUGAGAAGAGUCUUCUGCAGAUUCUAAGUGAUAUCAGCCUUAUUCUGCCACUGAACUCACAACAGUUGUCCCAGAAAGUGGCCAAGAUGACACCUUGCUCGGCUGUAACAGUGUCUUUGCACUAUUAUCUACAGAAAUUGGCUGGCCAGAGCGCAAUCACAAUCAAGGAUGUCAGUAUAGACACGGAAAUGGGCUAUGAAGUCAUCCAGGUUGAUCAUGGGACUGUUCUGAGGCUUUAUCAAGAUCUUGCAGGAGAUGCAGACAACUUGCCCAAGUCUGCGGAGGAUGGUACAAAGAGGAAGCUGGAGGAUGACGAUUCAAAGCCCGAGAAAAUGGUGAAGACUCCGUCUGGGAGUGAGAAGAAGUCUUCUAAUAAGGAUUGUACCGACAUAAUGUCCCUUCUGUCGAUGCCAUCGACCAGAGAGAAGCAACACAAGCAAGUUGGAGAGGAGAUCCUCGAACUCUUGUCUAAACCCACCGCUAAAGAGCGCUCCUUGGCUGAGAAGUUCAAGUCUCACGGUGGAGCUCAAGUUAUGGAAUUCUGUCCUCAUGGCACGAGGUCAGAAUGCGAGAGGGCUCAUACAGCAGAAGAGGCAGACUCUCCAGCCGAAUGUAACAAGCUCCACUUCAAGAAGAUUAUCCAGGCUCACACAGAUGAGAGUCUGGGUGAUUGCAGCUUCCUCAACACUUGCUUUCACAUGGAUUCCUGCAAGUAUGUCCACUAUGAAGUGGAUUCUAUGGAUGCUGUGCGCCCUGAUGCAUCUCCGGGACGCCCUGGAAAACGCUCAAUUGAUCCAGCAGCUACGAUGUAUCCACCACAGUGGAUUCAAUGCGACCUCCGCUACCUAGACAUGACGGUUCUCGGAAAAUUCGCAGUGGUGAUGGCCGAUCCACCCUGGGACAUUCACAUGGAAUUACCUUACGGUACAAUGUCUGACGAUGAAAUGAGACAGCUCGGUGUUCCUGCACUCCAGGAUGACGGACUCAUCUUCCUCUGGGUCACAGGACGCGCCAUGGAAUUGGGCAGAGAGUGUCUGAAACUCUGGGGCUACGAACGUGUGGAUGAGCUUAUUUGGGUGAAGACCAAUCAAUUACAGCGAAUCAUUCGGACCGGAAGAACUGGUCACUGGCUGAAUCACGGCAAAGAGCACUGCUUGGUGGGCAUGAAGGGCAAUCCAACGAAUCUCAACCGGGGCCUAGAUUGCGAUGUAAUUGUAGCUGAGGUCAGGGCGACGAGUCACAAACCAGAUGAAAUAUAUGGCAUCAUUGAGAGACUGAGUCCAGGCACCAGGAAAAUCGAACUCUUCGGGCGGCCCCACAAUGUACAACCCAACUGGAUAACGUUGGGUAAUCAGCUGGACGGUAUUCGCCUGGUGGAUCCAGAAUUGGUCAGUCAGUUUGAGAAGCGCUAUCCCGACGGAAAUUGCAUGGCGCCCACGCCGAAAACUGGCCCAUAG